GUAAUUCGACCUUUGACGGUGCGUGUCGUGUUAAUCUUUUUCUUCGUUCUACUCGUUUUUGUUACGUUAUCGUUAUAUUUUUCUUAUUAAUUUUAUAUUCCUACCUGCGUGUUGUAAUAUGAAUACUACAGAUGAAAAUGCCUCAAAUACUGCAGAAAAUACUUCUACUAUCAAUGAUAAAUUGGACAAAUUAUUUAAAGUUGUAAAUGACAUGAAAUCUACUCAAAGCAAACUAAUUACUUCAUUCAAUGCUUACCGUGAUGAGAAGAAAAUCCACGACAAAAAAUUCACUGAUAUUGAAGGUAAAUUAGAUAUUAUUACCAAGCAUUUCAAUGACUUGCUUAAUGAGAACAAAGCUCUUAAAAAUCAAAUUGAAAUUAUUAGUUCUAAGUUGGUUGUACUUGAAGCACGAAACUCUACUCCACCGUCAGUCAAUCAUGAAGAAAUCUUAUCUGAAAUUAUAGACCGCCAAGCUAGAAGCCGUAAUUUAAUUUUAUUUAACGUUCAUGAAAACACAACUGAUUCUCUAAACGAAAUUCAAGUAGUUUCUGAGUUAUUCCGUCAAAUUGGUGUUACCACUGUUCCAUUAAAUGUUCUCCGUCUUGGUAAAAUUUCUAAUAAUGCUCGGCCUAUCCGUGUUACACUACCAAAUCAACAUGAUAUUUUUAACGUAUUAAAAAACAAAUUUAAGUUACGUCAAUCUGAAAAUUUAAAACACAUCAGUAUAUCUACAGAUCGAUCUUUAGGGCAACGUAAAUAUUUCAAAGUUGUGUUAGAUGAGCUUAACACCAGAAAAGCUGCUGGUGAAAAUGAUAUAUUUAUCAAAUUCAAUAAUAACAUUCCGUUCAUUUCAAAAAAACUGCCGAAACUAAGACCAAGUUCCUACAAUCUCAAGUUUUACUAUCAAAAUAUUCGUGGCAUAAACACUAAACUUGAUGUUUUUAAUAGAAAUAUUGCUCUGGUGGACUAUGACAUCAUAAUACUAACAGAAACCUGGCUUCAUAAUGAGGUCAAUGACAUUGAACUUGGUAUUAUCCCAAAAUACACAGUUUUUCGUUGCGACCGUGAUAGUGUCAUGGGCUGCAUUAUCAGAGGAGGUGGUGUGUUAAUUGCGAUCAAGAAUCACCUUCAAUGUAAUCGUAUUCCACUUCAAAACAACAACAUCGAGCAAUUAUUUAUCAAACUUUCUAUGGGUUCUUUCACUCUAUUAAUUGGAUCGGUAUAUAUUCCUCCUAAUUCAAGUGUUGAUAUUUAUAAUGACCAUACUGAUACUGUAAGCAAUUUGUUAAAUCUUUCGCAUUACUCAAAUGUUAUUCUAUUGGGUGACUAUAAUCUACCGGGUAUUCACUGGUCGUUAUUAAAUAAUAAAAUUGUCCCUAAUGUUUCUCAAUUUAAUAAUUUAAUUGCCAAUAACCUGGCUAAUUUCUCUUACCUUAAUCUUAAUCAGUUCAAUCUUGUUAAAAAUCGAUCAGAUUCAAUUCUCGACUUAGUUUUAUCUAACGCUCAUAAUUUAGUAGUUCGUAACGAGCCAUUUUCUUUGUUACCGAUAGAUUAUAUGUAUCACCCUGCAUUAACUGUCACACUCCCAACCAAUAUUGGUCUCAAGUUUUUGAUAAAUUGUGCAUAA
Molecule: messenger RNA, 1627 nt
Organism: Sipha flava (yellow sugarcane aphid)
Lineage: Eukaryota; Metazoa; Arthropoda; Insecta; Hemiptera; Aphididae
Exons: 2
Coding region: 119-1627 (502 amino acids)
Molecular function (GO): catalytic activity
Source: RefSeq, a predicted model, not a curated record